Leptopilina boulardi is the source of this 744-nucleotide messenger RNA. RefSeq lists its product as uncharacterized. Bases 179 to 667 code for a protein of 162 amino acids. The record is from RefSeq and is a predicted model, not a curated record. NCBI's taxonomy places the organism in Eukaryota, Metazoa, Arthropoda, Insecta, Hymenoptera, Figitidae. The transcript has 2 exons.
AUCUCCUUUGAUGUGGAAUCGACCAUGUAAAAAAUUGUAAACCUAUAUAUUCUUGUACAUAGAAUUAAUGUGUUAAUAGAAACUUUAUUUGUAGGCUCUUUUAAAAAAAAAGAAAAAGUUACGACUAGAUGCAGCUUUAGAUCAGUGUCCAGAAGGACUUCAUGCUCUUAGAGAAAUUAUGGCUUUACCAUUGCUACCGGCAAAUGAAAUUGAACGAGCUUUCAAUGAACUUGUAACUUCCUUAUCUGCUCCUACACGACGAAUUAUGGGGCCACUUCUUCGUUACUACCGGCGACAAUGGUUAAGAAAAGUAACACCUCAAAUUUUUAGUGUUCAUAACCUUCGUAGGCGUACUAAUAAUAACAUCGAAUCAUAUCACAGAACAUUAAAAGACCGGUUCGGAUUGCAUUCAAACAUUUGGACUUUUAGUGAUAACCUUGUAAAAUAUCAAGCAUGCCUGGAAAUUGAUUUGAAGUCUCUUGAACGAGGUCACAACAUUAGCAGACUGCCCAAAACAACGAAUGUUAUAAAAGACGCCCAAAUUUUAGAUGCCUGGAGACAACUUCAUCAACCAGGAGGCCUAAUAACAAAGCAGUUUUUACAAAAAUGUGUAAACAUCUUUAUCGACCCACUUGAAGCUUAUUUCAACGUAAACUUAAAUGACUAAAGGAUUUAAGUAAAGAAAAGAAGUUUGUUUAAAUGAAUGUAGGGUAAAUUUUAUUUUUCGUAAUAAUUGUUUAAGAC